CGGACCAUAUCUCAUGUCUUCCAUCCAGUUCCAUCCAAAAUCAUAUUCCUGCACAACGCCGAGCCACAGCACCACUGGUGUUUCCCCUUUAAGGUGGACGGGAACCCUGAGCCAUCCAUCCGCUGGCUUUUCAACGGCUUUAACCUGACCGAGGGCCGUUACACCUACACACAGUUCAUUCCCGACUCGGACGACGGCUCUGUGAAGCACGGUUGUCUAUUUCUCAACAAGCCCACCCACCUGAACAACGGCCUCUACACCAUCAUUGUGGAGAACAGACUGGGCGUGGACCAAGCCACGGCCACGGGAAAGUUCAUGGACAACCCCUUUGACCCCUUUGAUCCUGAGGGCAUCAUCCCAGUCCUUGAAGAAAGUGAUCCACUUCCCACCAACAAAUCUAAUGAAGAUGUCACUGAGAACCUGGAGAGCAGAGUGUUUGGGGUGUCGGUGGCAGUGGGUCUGGCUGUGUUUGCUUGCACCUUCCUCCUCAUUAUGGUACUGGUCAUCAACAAGUGUGGCCAGCAGUCCAAGUUUGGUAUUCACCGUUCAUCUGUCUUGGGAACAGAGGAUGAUCUUGCUGUGUCACUGCGUUUCCUGAACUUUGGGGCCAGCCCUCCUUCCUCUGACGACUCUGGGAUGUCCAGCUUUGUGGAGAACCCCCAGUACUUCUGUGGCAUUUUCAAAGACAAAGACAUGUGUGUGCAGCACAUCAAAAGACAGGAUGUAGUUCUGAAGUGGGAAUUGGGUGAGGGGGCGUUUGGCAAAGUCUACCUGGCAGAGUGUGCCAACCUCAGUCCGGACAGUGACAAAAUGCUGGUGGCCAUCAAGACUCUGAAGGAUGCCAAUGAGUCGACCCGGCAGGACUUCCAGAGAGAGGCUGAGCUGCUCACAGUGCUCCAGCACCAGAACAUUGUUCGCUUCUAUGGAGUGUGUACAGACGGAGAGCCACUGGCGAUGGUGUUUGAAUACAUGAGACAUGGAGACCUCAACCGCUUCCUCAGGUAUGGAAAAGAAACAGAACCUCCUACUUAAAUCCCCACAGGGAUAACCUCAUGGCCGCCCAUGCUAACCUUCCCCUGUUAACUGCUUACUAAUUAGCUUCAGCAUGGUAACUAUUUAGAAGCAGAGGGUUUUGUUCUGACAUCUCUGCAACGUUGUGUCCACUGCUCUUCAGCAAAGCCACUUAAUUGACCUUGAUGAACCACACAAAUGCAACUGAUUCUAUGCCAAGCCACACUUGUA
Salvelinus sp. IW2-2015 is the source of this 1242-nucleotide messenger RNA. Its product is annotated as high affinity nerve growth factor receptor-like. Gene Ontology annotation, biological process: cell surface receptor protein tyrosine kinase signaling pathway; positive regulation of kinase activity; nerve growth factor signaling pathway. Gene Ontology annotation, molecular function: transmembrane receptor protein tyrosine kinase activity; neurotrophin binding; neurotrophin receptor activity. Gene Ontology annotation, cellular component: axon; plasma membrane; signaling receptor complex. NCBI's taxonomy places the organism in Eukaryota, Metazoa, Chordata, Actinopteri, Salmoniformes, Salmonidae. The record is from RefSeq and is a predicted model, not a curated record.